Messenger RNA from Ricinus communis (castor bean), 768 nucleotides. RefSeq lists its product as uncharacterized. The transcript is spliced from 3 exons. The record is from RefSeq and is a predicted model, not a curated record. NCBI's taxonomy places the organism in Eukaryota, Viridiplantae, Streptophyta, Magnoliopsida, Malpighiales, Euphorbiaceae. Bases 1 to 768 code for a protein of 255 amino acids.
AUGAAGUUCUAUCAGACCGAUAGUGCUCUUAGAAAUCAGCAAGCAUCCAUUCAGAACUUGGAAAAUCAGAUUGGGCAGAUUUCUAAGAUAUUGUCUAAAAGGCAACAAGGAGCGCUCCCCAGCACCACUGAGUCUAACUCGAGGGAGCACGUGAACGCCAUCACUUUGUGUUCGGGUAAGUUUGUUUCAACUCCUUCUAAACCUAUUUUUGAUGAUUCCACUAUUGAUGUGCAGGUUGAGGCGAGCAGUAAGGUUAAGGAACUUGAGAGGCAAAAGGUGAAACCAAUCCCAGCCAGGGAGUAUCAACCCAAGAUUCCUUAUCCUGCUAGACUGAAGCAAGUAGAAGCACAAGAGCAGAUGCCAAAGUAUGCCAAGUUCUUGAAGGACAUACUUAACAGCAAAAGCAAGCUAGAGGAGGUAGCAUAUGUUAAGCUCAAUGAAGAGUGCUCAGCAGUGUUUCAAAGCAAGUUACCAGAGAAACAUCACGACCCAGGGAGUUUUACUAUUCCUUGCACUUUGGGUAACUUGUGUGUUGAUGAUGCAUUAGCUGAUUUAGGCGCUAGUGUAAAUGGCAUGCCCACAAGUCAUCUAGACAAAUUGGAGUGGAUGACUGGGCAUCCCAACUCGGUAUGGAGAGCACCUCCUUGGCCAUCUGCUGUACACAUUGGACCGCCUCCUUGCGGUUAUAUGCCUCAAGCCCUAGCUUACAAUGAGCCCACCUUCUCAAUUUGUCAAUGGGGCAGGAAUGUUGCUGCAGAGUCCAGCUAA